AAUGACAUCGCGGUGUCUUCAUUUCGAUUGUUUGAAAACAACCUGAUGGUGAUAUCGUUUUACAAAUUUUCAAAUUGAAAAACAAUUUAUCGUCAUGUCUAUCGCGGAAAAUAAAACAUUAUUCACUCAAAUGAUACAUAAACUUGGACUAUCUGAGCAUGAGCAGUUACUACCGAAAUCAACAGAAUUGCUGCGAUUGCUUCAGUCGAAAUCUACCGGAAGUAACGUCGAUUUGCAGGCUUACGCAAAGGUUAUCAUCUGCAUUGAUUUGGCCGCUAACCUCCUGGGUCUACCGUUCGAUAAUGAGACCGCGUCAAAGCUAUGUGGCUUGAAAAAGACAGCCUACGCAAAUGGCAAAAGAACGCUGGAGAAAAUCCUCGACAUCAGUAAAGUAAUCGGAAUAAACGAAAUGUGCAUCCAACUUGGACUCAACCAGGUUCAGAAGGAGGCCCUCACAAUGUUGGAAAACUACAAACGCUACGUGGGAGGAGUCAAGGCUGAGGUUGAUUUCGCCCAUCCCCAAUACGCGACCAUGGCCGUUUUUCAGGCCUGCAAAAAGAUGAAGGUGAAACCUCCGAAGACGAAACUUGUUGCUUUUAGCCAUUUGAAACCGACCCAGUGGACGAUGUUGGAGAAGAAUUGGGACAAUUUCCUAGCUCAAAGCAAUCAGCGUUCUGCCGCGGCGGCGGCAAAACCGGUUAAGGAAGCGGCUGCUCAAUUGAGUCCUGAGGAAGAGGUCGCGGUGAUGGACACACGGAUAAUCGGAGCUAAGCACUGCUCUCCUGAGAAGAUUGAACCCUAUGUGAAUUGGAAGAAACGAAUGCUGGAGAAAGCUUACCGGGAUUUGAAGGCACUGCAGGCUCGGUAAUUCCUUUUGAUGUGUUGAGAUUAAAUAAAGAUAAUUUAGUUCGUAAUAAAAAGUAGCAUAAGAAGUUGUACAUACCAUAUUAUGAAAUAAAUACUAAAAUAAAUAUUUUUUUGAAAAUGAGAA
This is a messenger RNA of Aedes aegypti (yellow fever mosquito), 991 nucleotides long. It is a transcript of the gene Orc6, whose product is annotated as origin recognition complex subunit 6. NCBI's taxonomy places the organism in Eukaryota, Metazoa, Arthropoda, Insecta, Diptera, Culicidae. Gene Ontology annotation, molecular function: DNA binding. The record is from RefSeq and is a predicted model, not a curated record. Bases 95 to 868 code for a protein of 257 amino acids. Gene Ontology annotation, cellular component: nuclear origin of replication recognition complex. The transcript has 2 exons. Gene Ontology annotation, biological process: DNA replication initiation; DNA replication.